AUGAAUACUUCAAAGCUUCCUCAGUUCUCAACCAAGUUACCUUCUGUCAAAAAAUGGUCAAAGGAUUUUCGAUACAGAAGUGGAAGUGCGCCUCGAGCAACUAUUGGCUCGCAUGAUAUCGCAGGACUCGGCAUAAAACAGCUAAACCUCCCCAAUGCUCAUAAAAUGACAGCCGUUGAAUUAUAUCCAGGUUUAGGUGCAUGGAGCACAGCAUUAAAAGAUGUUGGAUUUAAACGAGUCAUUUCUCUUGAACCACAAGCUGGAUUAAGUGUGGAAUCAAAUGGUGUUGUAGAAGUGCUGAAAAAAGAUGGUUAUGACUGGGAAACCUAUCAAGAUCUAAAGGACCCCAAGUAUUUGGGUAACUUAGAAAACAAAGAUUGGUCAGAGGUCCAUCCUGAAAUCUUGUUCACUGGCACUAUUCCAAAAGGCAGCCGAGGAGAACAAUUGUUAGCCCAAUUCACACAAUGCAUCAUUACCAAAAUGGCUAUGCACUCAAUAGGACGUAUUCAAAUGGCAUUUUGGUUACCUGACCAACUCUACAAAAAAUUUGUUGCUCCUCCCGCAAAUCAUACUCGUUGUAAGAUGAGUGUGCUUGCAGAAGCAUCAUCAAAUGUCAGCUUAGUAUGCUCUACUGAACCAAAAGACAUGUAUCCUAAUGGCGAAUAUCAUCUUGUUCAUGUAGUUCCAUUCAAAGAAAGCUUGGUGAAAUGCAAGUCUGAAUGGGAUGUGUUUGAAUACGUAUUGAAGCACUUGUUUGUGAUGCAAAAGAAAUCGCUGACUCAUAUGGUCAAGUAA
Molecule: messenger RNA, 795 nt
Organism: Gilbertella persicaria
Lineage: Eukaryota; Fungi; Mucoromycota; Mucoromycetes; Mucorales; Choanephoraceae
Product: ribosomal RNA adenine methyltransferase KsgA/Erm
Exons: 8
Coding region: 1-795 (264 amino acids)
Biological process (GO): transcription initiation at mitochondrial promoter
Cellular component (GO): mitochondrial DNA-directed RNA polymerase complex; mitochondrial matrix
Molecular function (GO): mitochondrial transcription factor activity
Source: RefSeq, a predicted model, not a curated record